AUGCAGUUUCAAUUUAACUUGAUUAAUAUUACAUUUGCUUGUCUAUUGAUCUUUAUUUGUUUUAUUAUUAAUAAUAAAAUUGAUGCUCGAGCAUUACGCAGAAAUGUACAUGAUGCUGCUAUACAAAACAUACAACAAUUUCCACAUUUGGUUCUCCGAAAAAAACGCGAUACAUUAACCGACUUAGAUGAUGAUGAUAAUGUAUUUCAACAAGAUGAACGUUAUUUAGACGAUGAAGUUGCUGAUACUGAAAAUAAUGUUGAUGACCGUGAACAGCUCGACAACGACAGGUCUUUUUCAUCUGAAGGAGAUAAUCAAGCACUUAGAUUUUUGAAUCAUAAUGAUGAUGUAGAUUCACCUGACAACAGUGGUAGAGACGCAACUGAUUUAGAUGAAGAAUCUGCGUAA
Messenger RNA from Rotaria sordida, 408 nucleotides. NCBI's taxonomy places the organism in Eukaryota, Metazoa, Rotifera, Eurotatoria, Philodinida, Philodinidae. The record is from the annotation of a GenBank genome assembly.